GAGAGAGCAAGCGCUCGAAGUGGAGUGAACGAGGAAAGGAUUGAAGGAGAGAGACAUGACAAAAUAUCAAAAGAGGGAAAGCACGCUGUACCAUGCGAGCUAAAUUUGUGACCGCUGGAAUUGAGGAUGUCGGAUUAAUGGUGACUAUCAUAACCCGUUUUCGCAGAGGAAGCUUUUCGAUUGGAACUUUCGAACAGAAGGUCCGCGGGGAAACAUGGCCGAAGGAGGGGCGGGUAAAGGUGGCGGAGAAGACGAAGCCAAGUCGACGGAGCAAGAAGAGCGAAUUCGGCCCCAGCUUCUGUCAGGAACAGGCCACUGCAAGUGGUUUAAUGUUCGAAUGGGGUUUGGAUUUAUAUCAAUGACCAGCAGCGAGGGGAGCCCCGUAGAUCCCCCUCUGGACGUAUUUGUUCACCAAAGUAAACUGGUGAUGGAGGGCUUCCGCAGCCUGAAGGAGGGCGAGCAGGUGGAGUUCACCUUUAAGAAGUCCUCCAAGGGCCUGGAGUCCCUGUGGGUGACGGGGCUGGGUGGGGGACCAUGUGCGGGCAGCGAAAGGAGACCCAAAGGGAAGGUCCCGCCCCAGAAGAACCGCAAACCAAAGGGAGACCGCUGUUAUAACUGUGGAGGUCUGGACCACCAUGCCAAGGAGUGUGGCCUGCCCCCCCAGCCAAAGAAAUGCCACUACUGCCAGAGCAUCAGGCACAUGGUGGCCCAGUGUCCCCACAAGGUGCUGGCGGCCCCCACAGGCUUUCAGGACCCCCUGCACCCCUCUACCUCGACCCACCUGUACCCCGCCGACGAGGAGGAGCGCUCGGGCUCGUCCCCCCUUGAGGGCCCCUCUCCCUCCCCAGAGGAGCUACCCCAGUCACACCGCGUUGGCCCCCAGAGGGGGAGGAAAUAGGGGGAGAGCUGUACCUCCUGACCCCUGACUCUCCUCACCUAAGGAACCCCCCUUAACCCCCACCCCUAAUCUACCUCGCACUUGUGGAAAUAAUAGGUAUAUUUUUGGCAGGACCAGCGCAGCUAUGGCAACGAUCGUCAGGGGUACGGAUGUAUGUGACUGACUGGCUGUGCAGCUAUGACAACCAUUGCUGGGGAUAUGGAUGCAUGUGAAUGACUGUCUCUUUGUGUGUGACUGGUCUCAAUCAGUGCAGCUCAAGAGACGAUAUGGUCUUAAAGAGAAACAAGGUUGGCGGUGAAUCUAAUGACUCUCUGGGUUAGAUGACUGUCUGGGUUAGAUGACUCUGGGUUAGAUGGCUCUCUGGGUUAGAUGGCUCUCUGGGUUAGAUGAUGGCAUCCAUAACUCUUUCUGUGGCAAUUUCUGAAUAGGACUCGCAUCUCUUUUAGAUUUCGGUCCACCUGGUUCAUAUUUAUAUUAUAUAACCGUUCCAAAGGUCAUGAUGCGGCGAUCCAGCAGAGUUAAUUUUAAGCAUUAAGGAUUUUAAAUAAGGCCUUGAUGUAGGAAAGUGCUUCUUAAUCCUGUGUAUUUUAGUUGUAUCCUUCUACACACUAGAUUCAACUAAUCAACUCACCACCGACUUUUUGAUUAGAGUGGGUAACACUGAUAGGCCCUGUAUCAAAACAAUGGAACCUCAACCAAUCAGAAGCAAAAUUAUUCUUUAAUGUGGCCUAUCCAAUCAGUGUAGAGGAGAUUACCAUGGAUACCAGAGUGAAUGUCAUACCUACCAGUAGCCUAACUGUCACUCCUAAACCACAGAAUAUUUUCUAGUUCAGUGGUACUGACAAUUGACUGCAGAGUGCAUAGCAUUGAAUCCAGGCAUGUGUGCAUACUUGCUUGUGUGCGAGUGGAGUUGUGUGUGUGGGGUUGUGAGUGGGGUUGUGUGUGUGUGUGUGUGUGUGUGUGUGGGCUUUUGUGUGUGUGUGUGGGCUUUUGUGUGUGUGUGUGCGAGAGACGCUGACCCUUUCAUAAAACAACAGUGGCAGACGAGAAGUUUCAUCUUUCAGAUUAGGGGCCAACCUCUAGCUGGACUUGCUAUUAACAAUCAUAUUUCAUAUAAUCCUACAGAUGCCUCAUAAGAAACCAUAUAAUCAAUAUCCACCGAUAGGUUUGUUUCAAAACAGGAAAAAAAUACCAUUAUUUAAUUGGACUAGAUCUAGAGUUGGGUUGCUGGCUAAUUAGUUGAACAGUUUAUAAACUCACAAUAUAUGUCAGUAAUAUAUGUAUGAAAGAAUAGCAUAUUAUUAAAAUGUAAGUAAUAUUCUAACAUAGUUUAAGAAAGCUCUGUAUUGUGCGUAGGAUUCUUUAUUGUCAAGUUAACACAGCGUUAUGUUAAAGCACCAUCACACCCCUCUCUCCCUUGACCUGUGUGACAUCACUAUCUCCUCCUUUCACUCUACCCCUCUCUAUCACCAUCUAUCCCCUCUCCUCCUUUGCCAUCAAGUGCCUAGGGCCUGGAGGUUCUCACUGACUUAAUUAGGUAAACCUCAGAAUCCUAGAUAAAGGCCCAGUAACAGUCAAGUCUACAUACCCUCUAGGUCUGUGUGAUGUCACAAUCCCCCUCAAAACGGGAUUCCAAAACCCCGCUGCCAUGUUCCAAAUAGUCCAGAGAUUUACUAAGACAGGAAGGAGGGAGGCAGAAAAAACUCAAAUGCUGGUUUUUGUAUGACGUGAAUCCUCUGCGACUUUCCAGUAGCGCGUAUCCUAAUGAAACGUGACAACUCUUCUCUGACCAUAUUGAAUGUGAAAAUAACUUCUCUGAAGUGGCACUCCACCCAAAAGUUAAUGUGGCUCACUUUGGAAUUGUAUCUUAAUGUGCUGACAAAUCAAAUGACUUUGUAUGAUGACAUCAAACUAGCUUGUGUUUUCUAAAGCUCUAAAACAAACUAUGUAGGCAACCAACUGUUUUUGGUAUACAUUUCUGUACCAAAGAGUAUGGCUUCAUUUGAAGGCAUUUUAAAAGUAGGAAUUGUCGCUUUGCUGUUCCUGCUCCUUUGGAAUUUCUAGGGACGAUUGCUGAAAGUUCAACACUGAGGUUGUUUAUGUACAGCUUUUUGAAUGUGUGACAUGCAUCGAAAUAAAUCCAACAAGUGCACAACAACAGAGAGGAAGAGAAUGACCAAACCACACAACGAGCACAGACCAAGGAGCACUCACCUGGAUAAUAUUCCAUUUUUGGUACAAUGUUUUUUAUUUUUUAUUAUUUUCUUACCCACAAUUCCUCUCAGGAUGAUAAACUGUUCUCAGGGAAUAAAAAAAAAAUAUUUUAUUCUUUUGGGAAUCAUCCACCAAGUUUUAAUGUUUCUGUACCUCAUGUACUGAUAUUAGUUAACUACCUCUUGAGUUAUGCAUAUUUGUGCAUUUUUUUUCAUAUGUUUUGUAUUAUUGAUCUUGUAUGAAUAACUGUAGGACUAUAUUGUACUGAGGCUUUGUGAGUUUUUGAAGGGCCCUUUGUGUUGCCACAGAUUUUUAUCAGUCAUUUCAACAAAAAUAUAUAUAUUUUUUGUUUGUUUCCAGCAAAAUCCUACCUCAUUUCCUGUGUUUCCUCCUGGCCCCUCCUACCACCUCUGUGCAGUUUUUUGUUACAAGCCUGUUGGCACAGGAGUCACAAUGCCAUUUCAAUCAAUCACAUAACUGAAAUAGUAGAUCGGUUGUGACUAUAACAAUUGUUUUCACAUCAAAGACAGUUUUUUAGGCCUUUUACUUCGGUUUGAAAUGGGAGUGUUAAUCACCACAUCCAGGGUGAAUUCUCUCUGCCAGCUAAGUCUGUGUGUGUGUCAGCUUUUCCGAGCAUAAAAUAGUGUUGGCUUAGCUGCAGACAACAACCAGUGAGAAAUCCUCCGUUUUGGGCCAGCUAUAUAGGUAUGUCGUUGGUCAAGUGUUUAUACACCAUUUUUAUACUAACCUCAUUAUAAAAGGAUUUGACUUUGUUGUAAAAUAAAAACAACUUUUGUCAUUGUUUGUAACCACUUGAUAAUGACCGGCAUGAGGUGGACACGAAUAAGAUUGUACUGCGUAUACGCACAAGGAGAUUGUGCCUAUCAAUGUUUUGUCUGAGUAGUCCCACCGCAUUACCAAAUAGCUAUUUUUCUCUGGGUUCGUCAGUAAGUGACCUAAAUGUCAGCCAUUUUGACAACCUCCAAAAAUCGCAAGUUGUGUUGGCUCAAGAUCAUUUCUUUUUGUAAACAACACUAUGUAGUUAUGAGUGGCAUUAAUAAUACUUAACACGAAAUAUGUAGAUUUUUAUAGUAAUAGUGACCUUGCAUAUGUAGAGAUCCUUUUUUUUAAAUGAAUAUUCUUAUUUUUGGACUGAAAAACCAGCUACUCUGAGAUUAAAAGGACAGAGUUUUUGGGUGAAGGCUGCAGUAUUACAUUAUAAACUCACCUCAUAGUCUUACAGUUUGCAGUAAAUGGUCGACUAGUUUACGCCGCAAUAUGAACAAAAAGUACCAGAGUUUCUUCAAAUCAUUGUAACUACUGAUUUGAUUAUUGUCUCAUCUUGCUAUCCUGUUCAGUAUUUAACAGUCAGGUAGGGAAUUAUGUUGUGUGAAUUGCGAACCUCUCAUAGGCUCUGUUCAAAUGCACGUACUAGCACUCCACUUUCAAUACAUGUCCAGUAUGGGCGGAAAUUGGAAUAUGUCCAUUUAUAAAACACAACUGGAGACACCACAUCAUUUUUGGAGGAAUCUGUGACACAAAGGUGUUACGGUAGCUAGUAAAAGAGCUUUUAGGAGCGGUCGGGGACUAACUGGAAAUAUUAACUUUAGCUAGCUAGGCAACUGUUGGCCGAUUUGACUUAUUUGUAGUUAGUUUGCUACAGCACUGCUUUUUGAGAGCAAACCUAAUGCUGCCUCCAAAACUGACAGGGUGUAAACCAAUACAUCUCGAUGUUUGACGUCCCCACUUUCUUAGCGUGUACAUGCCCAAUACAUCGGUUCAUACUAGGUGGGAUCAAGGUGCUAGUGUGGAAUGUAAAAGAAUACUGUCUCUCUAAGGUGGUUGUGUUCAGAUUAGCUUUCUGUUGGGGACUGAGGCACCAUAUGAUUUACUUGUCUAAUAGGCUGCAUUCAGGCGCAUUGAGUCGAAUGUUUCACACACUUGUGUAUGAUGUACUUGACUCCCAUCUUCACUGUCAGCUGCCAAACCAGGUUGACACUUGAUUGCCACAUGCUUGAGAGUAGAGAGACCUAAAUCAACAGUGACACGUUAUUCCAGGUUCAUAGGGUAUUUUCCUUCGAUCCCGUUCAAGACCAAACCAGUUUGAAACAUUAUGAUCCUGAAUGCACCUGUUCUGUGUUAUUUUAACCUUAUUUGAACCAAAACCACUGCUUUCAGCUCAGUUUCAGAAGCACCGCUUUCAGCUCAGUUUCAGAAGCACCGCUUUCAGCUCAGUUUCAGAAGCACCGCUUUCAGCUCAGUUUCAGAAGCACCGCUUUCAGCUCAGUUUCAGAAGCACCGCUUUCAGCUCAGUUUCAGAAGCACCGCUUUCAGCUCAGUUUCAGAAGCACGGCUUUCAGCACAGUUUCAGAAGCACGGCUUUCAGCACAGUUUCAGAAGCACUGCUUUCAGCACAGUUUCAGAAGCACUGCUUUCAGCACAGUUUCAGAAGCACUGCUUUCAGCUCAGUUUCAGAAGCACUGCUUUCAGCUCAGUUUCAGAACCACUGCUUUCAGCUCUGAGUUUCAGGCCUCGGUCUAUCUCUCGUGAUUACUCUACUGGUGAUGCCCCCCAAGUUCAGACUUUUACUUGAUCAGAUUAAGCCUAGUGGAGGAAGAUUAAUUCCAAAUCGACCCCUUGUCCUUCAUCCUUAGCCACUCCUAGGAGAAUUGUAUAGAUGGAUAUUUGGCAACAUUGCCACCUAGCUAUUCUGAAAGUAAAAUGAAGAGAUCACCAGGGGUUGGAACCAAAAAUGUUUUACAAUCGUUUUGUUGUGAACAGAACCAUACAUUUUUUUGUUCGGUUCCACUGUUCCGACUGCAAAAGAAAGUUCUGAACCGGUUCGAACCCCCCAAAAAGUACUGGUUUAUAUUGUUCCUUUCCAUUCCUUUUUAAACCUCUGAAAUCAACUUUUUAUUUUUUUUACAUUAAAUAAUUUCACCAAUCAGUGUGGAUAGAGCAGCUUGCUGUGGAGUGGGCAAGCGACACUUGUUUAAGCCUAGAUAGUGCAUGGGCGCUAUCGGCUGCCUAGGCUAUAGUUGUUUACAUGCACAACCAAGUGUAGGGCAAGAGAUGCUACUGAAAUUUAGCAGAGAAUUAUACCUACGGAGCAGCGGCUUCUACAGAACAACUUUGCAUCUUUGAACUUCUAUCUAACAAGCUUGUGUGUGCAGAGCGGAACCAGAAUUAAAAACGUCUUACCUUUUUGUAGUUAGUAAAUUCAAUGUUAAACGUGAUAACUACUGUAUCUGUAACUAGCAUUGAAACAAUUAAUCCAUUCUUCUCUAAUUAAAAAAUCUCUCCCUAAUGUCUGAAUCAUCACGCUUGUAACGUCAGUAGGCUACAUUAGCCUCGGUGGGGAGGGGCACGUUGCCUACACACUCAGUGAUGCCAAUUUAGCCAUUUUGUUGCUAGAAUGAGCAACCUUUCAGACUACCCUGGCAACUUUUUUUUCCAAACAGCACCUAGCAACAAAUUUAGCUACUUUUAAAAUAGUAUUUGGAACUUUAAGCAACUUAUGAAAAGUGACUCAAACACUAAAAUGCACGCAUGUUCCCUCUCAAUGACACAACAACGUUUUUCUCUGUGUCACACUCAGUCACAACACACGUGCCUGGCUGCAAAAGUGCAUUGUGAGUGACGUCAGCAGCAGGCGCUCAGCUCGUGCACAGGCAGCAGCAGGCCUGCAGCAAUUUCAACAAAUUGCAAAUCAUUGUUGGCUGACUGCAGCUGCAGUAGUACGGGUUUGACAAGCCAAACCCAAUGAAUAUAGUUGGUCACGAAUGUUUGAUCUUGAACAGAACUAUCAACAUGUCUCAAUAACAAUUGUACAGCCAGAAGAACAGAAAAGAGUGGGAGUCUGUACCUGAACAUGUCAAAUCAUAUUUUUUGCCGGGAUGGCCAGUCAAUUUGAGUAACGUUAGUGUAUUCUACGUAAUGACAUCACAACGUAAUUUACCAACAAAUCAACCUGCCUCCAGCAACUUACCCUGAAAAUGAGUUGGCAACACUGCACACUCACAUAUACUGGCAAAGAUUUUCAGCUGGCAGGCAGACAUUUGUAUAAGCUUAGAUCACUUUCGUUCCCUUUUGUGAUUUUGACCCUCAAAUAAUGUCUGUAUUUUCCAUUUGUCUGUUCUGAUCCCUGAACCGGUUCCAACCCUUGGUUUCCACAUAUCCAAUCCUCUGAAAUCUACCGGAGUACCUAGGGUGUAGGGACUAGGGUCGAUUUGUAAUUCAGCAUUACUCUGGUUGUCAUCCAGUAUUAAGUCAGUUCUAGAGAUCUGUAAAGCCUUCAGAAACAAGACUUAUCCAUGUUGUGAUGCUAAGAGGGGGACACUAAAGCACACAAUGCCCGUUAGUGGGUGAAUUAGAAAAUGACUGACAAUGGCGGAAAUUCACAUACCUCAAUAGCCAUGGUGGCUGCUCUGUUCUUGGCCUGUUUUUGGGAACAUUAAUGUUUACUCAUCCUUAUAUCAUGUUUGAUUCACAGAAUGUCUAUACACAAUAAAACCUCAAUAAAACCAUACUGGAAUAAUGUGGAUCUAUGAGGAAAUAGACAACACAAUGCUUUAAACCUUAAUGUUGUCAAUAUAAACCAAUACCUUAUUGUAUUUCCAAGACAACAUAAUGCUUUAGAGAUCGGUUUUAAAGGGGUAUAUAUAUAUAUAUAUAUAUAUAUAUAUAUAUCUCCUUGUAUUUCCAAGACAACUCAAUGCUUUAAACCUUAUGUUCCAGUAGCAGAUACCUCUUUGCAUUUAGGUACAAGUACAGGUUUAGCUCUUGAUUGAAUUAACUUGACUUUUCUCUUGUUGGAGUUGUUCAUUUUUUGUUUUGUUUUCUCUGCCCUUAGUGGCUGAAGGGGUUCUCACCCCUGUCCCCUCGCUUGUGUAAGUUGAGAACCCAAGCACUGAUUGAUUUUAUUGAUACAAAAGUUGUAUUUUAUGUGCAUAUCACUCAUUAUUAUAGCCUCAAUAUAAACAUAAUGCCUUUUUUUUACCUCUGUGAAUCUUGGAUUUAAAAAAAAUAUAUAUGUUUUGAAUGUUUUACUUGAUUUGAAAAUAAACCUAUUAU
Messenger RNA from Oncorhynchus tshawytscha (Chinook salmon), 8185 nucleotides. It is a transcript of the gene lin28b, whose product is annotated as lin-28 homolog B (C. elegans). The record is from RefSeq and is a predicted model, not a curated record. The transcript is spliced from 4 exons. Gene Ontology annotation, molecular function: nucleic acid binding; zinc ion binding. The coding region runs from base 215 to 898 and encodes 227 amino acids. NCBI's taxonomy places the organism in Eukaryota, Metazoa, Chordata, Actinopteri, Salmoniformes, Salmonidae.